This is a messenger RNA of Abrus precatorius (Indian licorice), 972 nucleotides long. RefSeq names its product peroxidase P7-like. Lineage: Eukaryota; Viridiplantae; Streptophyta; Magnoliopsida; Fabales; Fabaceae. The record is from RefSeq and is a predicted model, not a curated record. Gene Ontology annotation, biological process: hydrogen peroxide catabolic process; response to oxidative stress. Gene Ontology annotation, molecular function: heme binding; peroxidase activity. The transcript is spliced from 3 exons. Bases 1 to 972 code for a protein of 323 amino acids.
AUGGCUUCACAUCUCCAAUCAUUGCUUGUGCUUGUAUUGGUCACUUUGACCACAGUUUUUAUCCCUUCCAAUGCACAUCUUACUCCUGAUUUCUAUAAGAAAAUUUGUCCUCAGGCACUGCCAGUCAUAAGAUCAGUCGUUUAUCAAGCAAUUCUUCGUGAACGGCGCAUGGGAGCAUCAUUGCUACGUUUGCAUUUUCAUGACUGCUUUGUUAAUGGGUGUGACGGAUCAGUUCUGCUAGAUGACACCAAAAACUUCAUUGGCGAGAAAACAGCCCUACCAAAUCUGAAUUCAAUAAGAGGUUUUGAUGUGGUUGAUGAGAUUAAAGCAGCGGUUGAUAAAGCUUGCAAACGUCCUGUGGUAUCAUGUGCUGAUAUCUUAGCUAUAGCUGCUCGUGAUUCUGUAUCCAUAUUGGGGGGUCCACGACUUUGGUACAAUGUAUUACUAGGAAGAAGAGAUGCAAGAACUGCAAGCAGGAAUGCAGCAAACACCAACCUUCCUCCACCAUUCUUCAACUUCUCACAGCUUCUCUCUACUUUCAACUCUCAUGGAUUGGACCUCAAAGAUUUGGUGGCACUUUCUGGCGGACACACCAUUGGGUUUGCUAGGUGCAGUACCUUCAGGGACCGCAUCUACAAUGACACCAACAUAGACCGCAUGUUUGCAACCUCUUUGAAGAAACAAUGUCCACGAGUUGGUGGUGACAACAAUUUGCGUCCAUUGGAUCCAACUCCUGCAAUGGUUGAUACCUCAUACUAUAGGGAAUUGCUGUGCAAAAAGGGUCUCCUUCAUUCUGAUCAAGAACUCUACAAGGGAAAUGGCAGUGAAAGUGACAAAUUGGUUGAACUAUAUAGCAUGAACCCUUUGGCUUUUGCUGAAGAUUUUAAAGCUUCUAUGAUCAAGAUGGGUAACAUGAAUCCUCUUACUCAUAAGAAGGGAGAGAUCAGACGCAAUUGCAGAAAAUUUAAUUAA